AUGUGUUGUUGCAAGAAGAAGAAACACAAACGAUCACGACCGCGACCCUGUCCCUUGACCAUCAAUCGUCGCAAUCUAAAGACAGCAAUCGCAAGCCAAGGCGAAUCUUCCUCGUCCAAGGAUGUCGCGGAAGAAACAACUUGUAUUUCGAACACUGAGGUGAGGAAACACCGGAAGAAGGUCACAGACAGUGAAGAUACUACUGCAAGCAAGUCGUGCAAAUCCAGCAAAAAGGUUGAGCGGAAAGUGGUGAGUUUGGCUUUUUAGGAGUUUUGGAUCAAAAAAUAAAUUUUUUCGAAAAAAAAAUUUUAUGUUUUUAAAAAAAAAAAUUUUAUUUUAAAAAAAUUAUGAAAAUGGCUAAAAAAAUUCAAAUUUUGUUGAUUUCUUAGCUAAAAUUACCCUUAUCUCCUACAAAAAAAUCAAAAAAGACCAAUUUUAGCAGCUUACCUACAACUUUUUUGAAAAAAUUUUGCCAUUUUUGAAUUAUUACCCAUUUUUUAAAAAUGUCAGAAAAAACUAACGGUUAAAGAAAAGAAAAAGUCUAAAAAUAGCAAAACAGUACGCGAAGAUGCAAAAAGCAUUCAACAGGUCUUGAAUGUAAGAGGACAUCAAGUGGACGCAAAACAAAUCCAACCACUGCUUCAGAAGAAAGAAACUAAAGGCAAAAUCACUGCCAAGACUAAACAGGGUAAGUAUGAGGCUGAGCAGGGUAAGAGGUUAAGCAGGGUAGGUAGGAGGCUAAAUAAGGUAAUUGAGAGGUUAAGCAGAGUAAGUAACAGGGAAGGCAGAGUAGGUAACAGGUUAAGCAAGGUAAGUAGUAGGUUAAGCAGGGUAAGUAACAGGCUAAGCGGGGUAAGUAACAGCUUUGAAAACGUAAAAUGUUAAAUUCCUUUGAAAAAGAAUUACAAUUUUGUAUAUUAUUUUCGGAAAAGUUUUAAAGAUUUCAAAUUUGAAGUUGUAUGUUUGAAAAUAGAUUCAAAAUUAAAAAGUUUUAAAUUCUCUAUAUACGAACUACCUUCUAAUAACAAGAAAAAAGAAGGGUAGAAAAAAAAGAAAAAGUACUAUAGCGAAGAAGAAGAAGUCACGGAUCGUCCUGACGUCUUGGUAAGUUUAAAAAUGCCAUACUGAUCAUUAGUAUGCUAAAUAUAUAAUAUGCACAUAUAUAUAUAUAUUUACGUAAUUUUUACAGUACAAGAGUUGGCCGCUCUUAUUGUUCAUAAUACAGUAAAAAACUUUAAAAAUUGUUCACUUUACUCAAAAAUUCAAAAAAAAAUUAACGUUUCAGAACGAGAAAACGGCUGAAGGAACAGUCGACUCAGAUACACCUAUAGCUAAUAACAAGGACAGCGAUGAGGAAGGUGAAGAAGUGACGGAGAAGAACUACAUGUAUAAUGAGAAAGAGAUCCUAUAUGUAAACCGGGAAAUGCUAAGCGAAGGACCUUUGGAUUGCAUUCUGGAUGGCUUUGAUGAUGAUGAGCGAGCGGUAAGAUUUGGGACGGAAUGUCACAAAAUGUAUUGGGAAUAAUUUAUUGACCAAAUGUCAAGAUAAGUUAUGUUAAUUCAAAGAUAAGGAAACGACACUAAACUUGUUGUUAAAAUUCGAAUGACGAAAUGUCACAAAAUUUAUUGGAAAAUUGAAAAUAACGAAAUGCCACGAAAUUUAUUGGAAAAACCGACUUUUUACAAACUCGCCAGAAAAAAUUGAAUUUCGAAUCUCAAAAAAAAUUUUUUGAAUUUUUUAAAAUUUGUAAAAAUGCUUUUUUUUCAGAGAUCGAUCGAAAUGCUGCCCAAGAUCCCUCAUAUUGUUUGGGACCCUUUUCAACCUCUCGAGAAGCUAGAAGACGAUGUCAGAGAGUUUCUGUUCUCUUGUCAGUACCUUCGUCGAAGCUCGCUGUUAUCACACACGAGCACAAUGCCUAAAGCUCCAAAACCGCCUCGAGCUAAACCUCACGCACGGUAAGUAAUAGUGGCGACUUUCACUGUCUAAUGUUGUCAUCACCAGUUCCAACAGCUAAUAACACAACUCGUUUCAGAAUAGUGACCCUAAACAAGAAGAUUCUCUCGUUAGACGCCUUCAAAAGGCCAAAAGUUGAGAUAACCGAAGAAGAAAUCGAACCUUCAACAUGUACUGGCAAUUGUUCGCAGAAGACCACCUCAGACAAGAGAUCGAACAAAGGAUCAUUGGGACGAACCAGGACUUCCACCAAAACAUCCAGGGACGAAUCCUGUGAUUCGGCCUGA
Molecule: messenger RNA, 2241 nt
Organism: Bursaphelenchus okinawaensis
Lineage: Eukaryota; Metazoa; Nematoda; Chromadorea; Rhabditida; Aphelenchoididae
Source: the annotation of a GenBank genome assembly